This is a messenger RNA of Loxodonta africana (African savanna elephant), 2908 nucleotides long. It is a transcript of the gene TSPO2, whose product is annotated as translocator protein 2. The record is from RefSeq and is a predicted model, not a curated record. Bases 1192 to 1707 code for a protein of 171 amino acids. Gene Ontology annotation, cellular component: mitochondrial outer membrane. The transcript has 4 exons. NCBI's taxonomy places the organism in Eukaryota, Metazoa, Chordata, Mammalia, Proboscidea, Elephantidae.
UCCGAGUCAAUUCUGACUCAGAGCGACCCUAUAGGACAAAGUAGCACAGCCCCAUAGGGUUUUCAAGAGUGGCUGGUAGAUUUGAAAUGCCAACAUUUUGCUUGGGAGUUAAACUCUUAACCACUGUGCCACCAAGGCUCCAUGAUAAAUGUAAAACACCUACCAAAAAAAUGGGUGCUCAGUAAAUGGUUUGUUAUCUCCGGGGUCUGCUUCCUACAGUAGAAGAACUGUAGUGAACAACCCCCGCCCCCAGUUAUCAUCUCCCAUAGAAAAUAAGUAACUUCCGCUGCUUUGGUCUCGGUUAAUGAUUUCCUAGCCUCUUGUCCUUUACUGCAACCCCCUGCCCUCUGCUUCCUUCCCCCGGCGGAGGCGAGAAGACGGGAUAAACACCUCCCAGAGGAGCUGGGUUCCCCAAAGCACAGAGAUGUGGCAAAGAAAUGGAUGGAGAGCAGCCAGCUUCUGGGAAAGUGACCUCAUGUCUAAAGGCCGAGCAAGGAAGGGCACUUCAGAACUUUGGUCAGGAUGGAGGAGGGAAGGUAUAAGUCUUUGUUGGACAAAGCUCUGUCUGAGUCACACAGGAGGCUGGUUUGUCCUCUGAGUCAUGAAGUCCCAGGGAUUUGUGAAAGAUCAGUCAAGCUAGACUACCAAGUUUGAGUGGGUCGUGCCAACUAGAAGGCUAUAACCACGGGCUAUGUCUAUGUGUCAUGAACUCACUUCCAAAGCUGGUGCUUGCCUCACUUGGAGAUAAUCCCAGUUAUAAGAAGGCUCUGGGGAAACCUGAGGACCCUCACCAUGCCCAUGGACACAAAGCGGGUUCACAGGGAUGCAGAAACCACAGGCAACAAUCAGUAGCCUUAUAGCGUAGGGGCUAAGCUGUCUCAAGAGGUCUCCGUGUCCCAGGGCCAAAGCCUCAACCAUUCCAUCAAAAGGCUCCUUCAGAAGCUAGGCACCAUGAAGGGCCUAGCAGGCCAGGGGCCACCUGCCAAGAGGAGACUGAAGGGGGCAUGCAGUCAGCUCUCUGGCCUCCCCAGUCAGUGUCAUCAUGCUUGUCAUUGGAAGAAAGCAGGCCAGCUGGCAACUCCACUCCACCCUUCUCCCUGUCCCCCACCCUCCUCUGCCUUCUACACAUCAUAUAUCAUCAGGCACCAGUCUGGGAAGUGUGCUGCCUGAGAUUUGGCCUCCUCAAGGAGAAUGUGGCCUCAAGGGGCCAUCUUUGUGGCCCUUCCCCACCUAGGGCCUAUUAUGGUGUGGCUGUUUGCCCGUCAUCAAAUGCCUGGUUGGUGUAAGGGCCUCAGGAAGCUGCCCUGGUGCCCACCCCACAAAGCCUUGUUGCUCGUGUGGACAGCCAUCUACUCGGUCAUGGGCUAUGCCUCCUACCUGGUGUGGAGGGACCUGGGAGGGGGCCUUGGGUGGCCCUUAGUCCUGCCUCUUGGCCUCUAUGCUGUACAGCUCACCAUCAGCUGGACCGUCCUGAUUCUCUUUUUCACAGCCGACAACCCUGGUCUGGCCCUGCUGCACCUCCUGCUGCUCUACGGGCUAGUGGCGAGCAUGGCACUUAUCUGGAACCCCAUCAACAAGCUGGCGGCCCUGCUUCUACUGCCCUACCUGGCCUGGCUCACCAUGACUGCUGUAAUCGCCUACCACCUGUGGAUGGACAGCCAUUGUCCAGAGCACCAGCCUCAGCCCAAAGAGGAGAAGGGUGACUGAGGCACUAGGGCAUCGGAGAGGAGGGCCAGGGCAGGGAGGGGAGAAGGGACUGCAGACAGGGCUUUGGAGCUAGGGCAGGGAGAGGGGCGGAGAGGAGCUGGCCAGGGAUUGAUGAUUCCCUAAGGGUAACCUGUCCCAAUGUGGCCACCCUCCUAGGUCCCCUGGUGCCACUUGUCAUGAAAAUUCAGAGAAAUGGGAAAGGAGAAACUUACUUUACUUUUUUUUCACAUGCAAGUAAUAAAAUCCUGUUACUAGCUUUGAGUAUGUGAUGUGACCGUAGGUGUGGAGGGCUGCAGGGUGUGAAUAGGAGGGUCUCUGUGUGUGUGUAAGUCUGUAAGUGCAUGUGUAGGGAGGAGUGGGCACAUUGUCACCAGCUCCACCCACUGCCCCCCAAACCCAGCAUAAAGAUUUUGGAUGCCGAUUUUUUUUUUUAAUACUGUGGUAAGAUAAACACACCAAAACAUUUGGCAAUACCGUAACUUCCACAUUUACAAUUCAAUGACAUUGAUUACAUCUUUUAUGUUGUGCCACCAUUAUUCCUAUCUUUUUUCAAAACAUUACACCACAAUUAACAUAAACUCAAUGCCCCCCAAACAAGAAUGUCCCCUUUCCCCCUCCCUCCCACCUCUGGUAGCCAUUAAUAAACUUCAGUUUCUAUAUACUUGCUUAUUUCACAUGUGAGAUCAUACAGUAUUUGUCCUUUUGUGACUAACUUUUUUCACACAGCAUAACGUUUUCAAGGUUCAUCCACGUGGAGGACUCAAGUACCUGAAAAACAAAAUCUUUUUAAAAACUUACCUAAAAGCAAUCAAAAAACUCCCAACAAAAAAAAAGCCCUGGCCCAGACAGCUCCACUGCAGAGUUCUAUCAAACUUUCAGAGAAGAGUUAAUACCACUACUACUGAAGGUAUUUCAAAGCAUAGAAAAUGAUGGAAUACUACCUAACUCAUUCUAUGAAGCCACCAUAUUCCUGAUACCAAAACCAGGUAAAGACACCACAAAAAAAGAAAAUUACAGACCUAUAUCCCUCCUGAACAUAGAUCCAAAAAUCCUCAACAAAAUUCUAGCCAAUAGAAUUCAACAACAUAUCAAAAAAAUAAUCCACCAAGACCAAGUGGGAUUUAUACCAGGUAUGCAAGGCUGGUUUAAUAUUAGAAAAACCAUUAAUGUAAUCCACCAUAUAAAUAAAACAAAAGACAAA